UCUCAGAUGUAAAUAUCGGUGCGGUUGCUGCGGUUGCUGUUGCUGUUGUGGCUGUUGUGCGCAGAACGCGUUGUAGCCGUUCGUGAUUUGAAAUUUAUGUGAAAUUGUUGCAAAAAUGUCACGAAUAAUCAUCAAAAACAUCCCGAAUGGGAUAACGGAGUCCAAACUGCGAGAUCAUUUCGGCCAGUGUGGAAUCGUGACGGAUAUUCAACUGAAGUACACGCCGGAGGGCAAAUUCCGGAACUUUGGGUUCAUCGGGUAUGAAACGGAAGAUCAAGCCUCGAAAGCGAUCAGUCACUUCAACAAUACGUUUUUGAGAACAUCCAAAAUCAGUGUAGCCCCGUGUGCUGCUUUGAACGAAGCGAAGGGUUUGAAAGUGUGGAGUAAGUAUAGCAAGAAUAAGCAGGACGCGGAGGAUGUACAGAAGCCACCAGGAGAUGCGAAGGUGAAGGCGGCCAAGAAAAAGGGAGAAACAGCUGAGGAUAUCUUGCAGAAGCACAAAAAUGAUCCACUCUUCAAGGAGUUCGUGCAGGUGCAGAAUAAGGCUGGCACGGCCGUUUGGGACAAUCAGUUACAACAGUCGUCCGGCAGUGAGGAUUCCGGCGCUAGCGAGGAUGAAUCUAAGUCCGCAGAAGAACAGUCUGAAGUCAAGAAAGAGUCGGGUGGUGAGAAAAAGAAGGAACUUAAAUUGACCAACCUUUUCGUGGCCAAAAUUCACAAUAUUCCGUCGAAGACCAAACGUCAAGAUUUGCUCAAGUUCUUCAAACCGGUAAAACCGUUCUCCAUUCGGAUACCACCGAAGCAGAAAGGAUUUGCUUACGUGGGAUAUAAAACCGAAGGCGAACUGAAGAAAGCUCUGCUCAAGGACAAAAGUUUCCUUGGUGGGAAGCAGGUCAAAGUGGUAGAUUUUACUGCCAAGGAUCGCCUUCGGUCCGAGGAGGAAAAAAGUCAACUCAGCAAAAAGGAGAACCCCAAAUGGAUCCGCCAGAAGGAAUCGGUUUGCAGCGAGAGUAUCGUCGAAACGGGGAAACUGUUCUUCCGGAAUUUGGCCUACUCGGUGAAGGAGGAGGACUUGAAGCAACUGUUCGAAAAGUAUGGCCCGGUGGCGGAGGUUGACCUGCCGAUCGAUACCAAUACGAGGAAAUUGAAGGGUUUCGGAACGGUCACAUUCCUUAUGCCUGAACAUGCUGUCCAGGCAUACAGUGAACUGAAUGGCACUUUCUUCCACGGGCGCAUGUUUCAUCUACUACCGGCCAAAGUGGACGAGAGCAAGCAAGAUCUGGACGAGGAUGAAUCCAACUUGAACUACAAACAGAAGAAGGAGUUAAAACUUAAGAAAACGGCUCAAUCUUCGCACAACUGGAACACACUGUUCAUGGGGGAAAACGCCAUUGCCGAGGUGGUCGCCAAAAAGUACGGCAAAACGAAGGAAGAAGUGUUGAGCACCGAAGGAGGAACCACCAGCGCUGCGGUGAGGUUGGCUCUCGGCGAAACUGAAAUCGUUUCUGAAAUGCGACAGUUUUUGGUGGACAACGGUAUCCAUUUGGACGCGUUCAAUGGUGUUCCCAAGGCCAGGUCCAACUCGAUCAUUAUUGCUAAAAAUUUGCCGGCCGGUACGGAGAUUGACGAACUGAAGCAGCGCUUCGAUAAGUUUGGUUUGCUGGGACGAGUGGUGCUUCCUCCGAGCGGCGUGUCGGCGGUUAUCGAGUUCUUGGACCCCAGUGAAGCCAAGAAGGCAUUCAAAAAGUUGGCAUAUUCUCGCAUCAAGUCACUUCCACUCUAUCUUGAGUGGGCUCCAGAUAACAUAUUUGCCAAACCAGGCAAAUCGGAAAAGAAGGAUACCGAAGCGGAAAGCAUAAAGGUCAAGAAGCCAAAAGCACCCCAAACUGAUGAACUGGAUGAUGCCGAACCAGCAGCCCCCGAACCAACGGAACCUGAAAAAGAUGAAUAUGCUGAUCUAUCGCCAGAGGAAGGGACCACCUUGUUCCUCAAAAACCUCAGCUUCCAAACCAACGAGGACAGUAUCCGUGAAACGUUCAGAAACAUGGGCCCAAUCCAUUCGAUGCAGGUAGUACGCCGAAAAGAUGGAGGCAAAAACGAAAGCCGUGGGUACGGCUUCAUUCAGUUCAAACUGCGUAAAUCGGCAGACGCAGCGUUGAAAAAUCUCCACUCAGUUCACCUUGAUGGAAGAAUAGUGGAACUUUCCCGAAGCGAUAGGACCCUUAAUACCGAGGUUGCUUCAAAUGCUAGGAAGACAAAUAAAAUGAAGAAGCAGACCGGCACGAAGAUCUUUGUGAGAAACGUUCCGUUCCAAGCGAACGCCAAGGAAAUUCGAGACUUGUUCAAGGUUUUCGGAGAGCUCAAAUCGGUACGCCUGCCGAGGAAGAUGGUAUCCAGUGCAGACGAAAGCCAUCGAGGAUUCUGUUUUGUGGACUUCGUUACCGAAAACGAUGCCAAACAGGCGUUUGAAGCGCUGUGCCAAAGUACCCAUUUGUACGGCCGAAGACUGGUGCUGGAGUGGGCGGAAGCUGAUGACGGUGUCGAGGAACUGCGUAAGCGGACGGCGGAGAAAUUCGCCGGAACCAGUGGAUCGAGUGAUGCCAAACGAAGUCGUAAGGGUGUUUUCGAUUCAUCGCAAAUUGGUGCGCAUGAUUCGGGUCGAGCGGAUGACAUGGAAGGCGGUGACGACGAUGAUGACGAAGAAGAAGGCGGUUUUUGAUUUUCAAUAAAGUUUGUUAACUUUUA
Aedes albopictus (Asian tiger mosquito) is the source of this 2745-nucleotide messenger RNA. Its product is annotated as probable RNA-binding protein 19. The transcript has 5 exons. Gene Ontology annotation, molecular function: mRNA binding. The coding region runs from base 116 to 2719 and encodes 867 amino acids. Gene Ontology annotation, cellular component: cytoplasm; nucleus. The record is from RefSeq and is a predicted model, not a curated record. NCBI's taxonomy places the organism in Eukaryota, Metazoa, Arthropoda, Insecta, Diptera, Culicidae.